GCCGCACGCGUGAUGUGUGGGACAUAAUGGUGGAUAGGUAGGGAACACACUUUAGCUCGGUAAGAGUAGCUCAUCAACUGUUGAUCAAUUUACACUCGCAGUCUUGGACUCUUGGCCUGCUCUGACUCGACAGCUGCUCGCCGCCGCUCCCCGCUCGGACUGAACGACACCCUGGAUCGCAACAAAAUGCCGAAUAUCAAAAUAUUCAGCGGCAGCUCACAUCCGGACCUAUCUCAAAAGAUAGCAGACCGCCUGGGUCUCGAGCUGGGGAAGGUCGUUACGAAGAAAUUUAGCAACCAAGAAACAUGUGUGGAGAUAGGGGAGAGCGUACGUGGGGAAGAUGUCUACAUCGUGCAGAGUGGCUGUGGCGAGAUCAAUGACAAUUUGAUGGAGCUGCUGAUCAUGAUCAACGCCUGCAAGAUCGCCUCUGCCUCCCGGGUCACGGCUGUCAUCCCCUGCUUCCCGUAUGCCCGCCAAGACAAGAAGGACAAGGUGGGGAGCCGCGCCCCUAUCUCUGCCAAGUUGGUGGCCAACAUGUUGUCAGUGUCAGGUGCCGACCACAUCAUCACCAUGGACUUGCACGCAUCACAGAUACAGGGAUUCUUUGAUAUUCCUGUUGAUAACUUGUAUGCAGAGCCAGCUGUGCUAAAAUGGAUCAAAGAGAACAUCCCUGAAUGGAAAAACUGUACCAUCGUCUCACCAGAUGCAGGAGGAGCCAAGAGGGUCACCUCAAUAGCAGACAGAUUGAAUGUGGACUUUGCUCUUAUCCACAAGGAGAGGAAAAAGGCAAACGAGGUCGACCGCAUGGUUCUUGUUGGAGAUGUGACAGACCGGGUUGCCAUUCUAGUUGAUGACAUGGCUGACACAUGUGGUACAAUAUGCCAUGCUGCUGACAAACUAAUUUCUGCUGGUGCCACCAAGGUGUAUGCCAUCCUAACCCAUGGCAUCUUCUCUGGCCCAGCUAUCUCACGCAUCAACAAUGCCUGCUUUGAAGCUGUGGUGGUCACCAAUACAAUCCCUCAGGAGGAGAAGAUGAAGCAUUGUCCCAAAAUACAGGUUAUUGACAUCUCCAUGAUCCUUGCAGAGGCCAUCCGUAGAACUCACAAUGGCGAGUCUGUGUCGUACCUGUUCAGCCAUGUCCCCUUGUAACAAAUCGUGUCUGCCAUCCACUGUGUGCUGUUACACCAAAUAAGAGAAGAGGGAAUUCCCCAACCCAGACACUACCAUUAGCAAAGAUGUCCUGCUAACUAACCAUGGGGAAAAAAGAGAAUGAACUGUCAUGUCUGUUACUAAUGCUGAACACCCCACCCCCCCCCCCCCCCCCACACACACACACACACACACACACACACUUCACACACAUCCCUUCCCUCUUGAGCAGUGUCCCCUUCAUGUCUGGGGCACCAAAGCAAUCGCAAGCUACCAAUAGGCCAGCGUAUUUAUUGUACUUGGGUAAAUAAGUGUUUAUCCACUGUGAAGUCUGUCCCCUGUUUCAUAACACAUAGACACAGAGCUUCUCCCCACCAUUUCACCUCUCCAGUAGUCAUUUCAGGCUGUCAUCAGAGAGCUUAUAUCACGAUCCCUGGCAGGUUGCAGUGGUCAGGAGAAGCGUCUGCCAUAUAAAGCUGUUACAGUGCUUUUUGUUACAAUGAACAAGUGCAGUUUUUCAUGUUGCUCUUGUAUUCUCUGCUGUUUGAAAGAUAGUAAAUGAAGUGAAUGUGUGUUGAACUAGUUUACAGUGCUACUGAAGCUCCACUCAACCAAGAGUGCCUCAACAGUCUGAAAUGAAAUUAUUUUUUUCUCCCAUCUUCUCCUCCCCCACCCCCUCCUCCUAUUUAGCUGUGUUUAUUUUCCCCACUGGAUGAAGAAUUUGCUCGUGUCAAAUCCAGCCAUAGAAGAUGUUUUGGGAUGUUUCUUUCAACUCUUGAGGUGCCCUCAUUGAGUGGGGUUGGCCCAGUGUCCAGGUGUUACCUUUGAGGUUCUGCAUUGAAGGUCUUUCUAUAGAGAAGCUGUCAGGUUUUUAGUUUGGGGUCUCUGCAGGCUGGAGCUUCCGUCAGAAAUGUUCACCUGCUAUUUUUGUUUGUUUUUCUUUUCAUUUUUUGUCCUUUUGUAUGUCUGGAGGAAGGAUCUGUCAUAAAUGUGCAUAAUCCAAACCUUUGUGUUUUACUUUUUCAGUAGGGUGAAUGCAUCAAUUAUGAGGAUGCAUUCUUAAUAAAAUUGAAAAUGCGCAAAAU
Messenger RNA from Chelmon rostratus (copperband butterflyfish), 2234 nucleotides. RefSeq names its product phosphoribosyl pyrophosphate synthetase 1B (gene prps1b). The record is from RefSeq and is a predicted model, not a curated record. Gene Ontology annotation, molecular function: magnesium ion binding; ATP binding; ribose phosphate diphosphokinase activity. The transcript has 7 exons. Gene Ontology annotation, biological process: 5-phosphoribose 1-diphosphate biosynthetic process; ribonucleoside monophosphate biosynthetic process; purine nucleotide biosynthetic process. NCBI's taxonomy places the organism in Eukaryota, Metazoa, Chordata, Actinopteri, Chaetodontiformes, Chaetodontidae. Gene Ontology annotation, cellular component: cytoplasm; ribose phosphate diphosphokinase complex. The coding region runs from base 187 to 1149 and encodes 320 amino acids.